This is a messenger RNA of Electrophorus electricus (electric eel), 1368 nucleotides long. Lineage: Eukaryota; Metazoa; Chordata; Actinopteri; Gymnotiformes; Gymnotidae. The record is from RefSeq and is a predicted model, not a curated record.
AAGGUGGCUACAAAAUAACAUCUUUUUCACAGAAAGCCACAAGCUAAUAAAAUCAGCGCUGUUUUGUUAUCACUUGGUCACCUAGCUAGCGGGCUAGUCAAUAGUUGUAAUCUCGCUAUAGUCGAUCAUCUGAUCAGAACAGCGAUGGACUGCUAUUGAACAUCAGAGAAUCUAGAUGUCUCAAAGAAGUGGACAAACUGCUGUAACGGAGCUAACGUUAGCCCAAUAUUGGACAUUUGUGACCCACUCCUGUUUGACAGGCUGGUCGUCAUGCCGGGGAGGAGCUGAGAGUAAAGCUUGCUGAAGUUUAAGAGAGCUUCUGCACCCUCUGAGCCCAGACAGACAGCAAGAGGGAAAAGGCUAAAGUGCAUACAGUGCGUGCCAAUGCAGCGACAGAGUCCAGACCUAGUGGAAGGAAGACUUCCCGUGUUUGUGUUUCCCACCGAGCUGGUUUUCUAUGCAGACACGCAGGCCUCACACAAGCAGGUGCUCACCCUCUACAACCCGUAUGAGUUUGCACUUAAGUUCAAAGUUAUGUGCACAGCACCAAACAAGUAUGCGGUAGUGGAUGCCACCGGGGCUGUUAGACCACAAUGCUGUGUAGACAUUGUAAUCCGUCACAGGGACGUGCGCGCCUGCCACUACGGCGUGAUCGACAAGUUCCGGCUGCAGGUGUCCGAGCAGAGCCAGCGGAAGGCUCUCGGACGGAAGGAUGUGAUGGCCACCCUGUUGCCAUCGGCGGCUCAGGCCCCGCCCCAGGCCCCGCCCCAGGAGGAGGAGCGAAGGAUGAAGGAGCAGCUGGCAGACAGUGUUUUCUUUGAGCAGCCCGCGAUCCAGACAGAGAGCCGUGCAGCAUCAGGGGGGCCCAGCCUGCUGACUGUCCUCCUGGGCUUGGUGUGUAUGGCUGCACUCAUGUUGCCUACUCUAGGGGAGCAGGAGUCCACAGUGCCUGUCUACCUCCACUUAAGUGUUAACAAGAAACUUGUAGCUGCUUACGUUUUAGGUCUUCUUACAAUGGUUAUCCUACGCACGUGAAUCGCUCCUGGGUGACAGCCUGUAACAGAGAGGAACUGAGAAGAGGGGAAAGACAUUUGCGCACCCAAAACGGUUGAAGGGAGAGGGCUGAGCACAGGCAUGCGCCAAAAUCAAACAGGCAGGCUACCCUCUUAACAUGAACUAACUGCUUGAAUGACAUUUCAGAUUUCUAGACACAAUGAAGAUCCAAGAUGCAAUGGAGGAGCUCUAGGUGUACAAACAAACACUGACUGAGCUGGCAACUGAGCCAAGCUAACUAUCAGGGGAGGUGGGAAUGGGUUAUGUGUAGAACCACAUGGAUACAUUAAAUUAAAUGUGUUGUUUUACAUCAUA